Molecule: messenger RNA, 1677 nt
Organism: Saccharomyces kudriavzevii IFO 1802
Lineage: Eukaryota; Fungi; Ascomycota; Saccharomycetes; Saccharomycetales; Saccharomycetaceae
Gene: LCB1
Product: serine C-palmitoyltransferase LCB1
Exons: 1
Coding region: 1-1677 (558 amino acids)
Biological process (GO): ceramide biosynthetic process; sphingosine biosynthetic process
Cellular component (GO): endoplasmic reticulum
Molecular function (GO): serine C-palmitoyltransferase activity; pyridoxal phosphate binding
Source: RefSeq, a predicted model, not a curated record
AUGGCUCAUAUUCCGGAAGUUUUGCCCAAAUCAAUACCGAUCCCGGCUUUCAUCGUCACGACCUCGUCGUACGUAUGGUACUACUUCAACUUGGUGCUGGUCCAGAUCCCCGGCGGCCAGUUCGUCGUCUCUUACAUCAAGAAAUCGCACCACGACGAUCCGUACAGGACCACCAUCGAGAUAGGCCUUAUUUUGUACGGGAUCAUCUACUACCUGUCCAAGCCGCAGCAGAAAAAGAGUCUCCAGUCGCAGAAGCCCAACUUGUCGCCCCAGGAGAUCGACACGCUCAUCGAGGACUGGGAGCCCGAGCCACUGGUCGACUCUUCGUCCUUCGAUGAGCAGGCGUGGAGAGUUGCCACGAUCCCCGUGACCAUGGAAAUGCCCAUCCAGAACCACAUCACCAUCACCAGAAACAACCUGAAGGAGACCUACACGGACGUUUUCAACCUGGCCUCGAACAACUUCCUGCAGCUGGCCACCACCGAGCCCGUCGAAGAGGUGGUCAAGACCACCAUCAGGAACUACGGUGUGGGCGCUUGUGGGCCUGCCGGGUUCUACGGUAACCAGGACGUUCACUACACGUUGGAAUAUGACCUGGCCCAGUUCUUCGGCACCCAGGGCGCCGUGCUGUACGGACAGGACUUCUGUGCUGCUCCUUCUGUUCUGCCUGCCUUCACCAAGCGUGGUGACGUUAUCGUGGCCGAUGACCAGGUGUCGUUGUCGGUGCAGAAUGCUUUGCAACUCAGCAGAUCCACAGUGUACUACUUCAACCAUAACGACAUGAAUUCGUUAGAAAGCCUGCUAAACGAGUUGACCGAGCAGGAAAAAAUCGAAAAGCCUCCAGCCAUUCCCAGAAAAUUCAUCGUCACCGAGGGUAUCUUCCACAACUCUGGGGAUUUGGCUCCGCUGCCCGAAUUGACCAGGUUGAAGAACAAGCACAAGUUCAGGUUGUUUGUCGACGAGACCUUCUCCAUCGGUGUUCUUGGCGCCACGGGUCGCGGGCUGUCCGAGCACUUUAACAUGGACCGUGCCACCGCCAUCGACAUCACCGUCGGGUCCAUGGCCACAGCAUUGGGCUCCACCGGUGGGUUUGUGCUCGGUGACAGUGUCAUGUGUCUUCACCAGCGUAUCGGCUCCAACGCCUACUGUUUCUCUGCCUGUUUGCCCGCAUACACCGUCACAUCCGUCUCCAAAAUGCUGAAAAUGAUGGACUCGAACAACGACGCAGUACAGUCGUUGCAAAGGCUGUCCAAGUCCUUGCACGAAUACUUUGCAUCCGACGACUCCCUGCGUCCAUAUCUCGUCGUGACAUCCUCUCCAGUGUCCGCUGUCCUCCACUUGCAAUUGACUCCCGCGUUUAGAUCUCGCGAAUUCGGCUACACCUGCGAGCAACUAUUCGAGACCAUGUCAGCCUUGCAGAAGAAGUCCCACACAAACAAGCACAUUGCGCCAUACGAAGAGGAAGAAAAAUUCCUGCAAUCCAUAGUCGACUAUGCCCUUAUCAACCACAACGUGCUCAUCACAAGAAACACUAUUGUUCUGAAACAGGAAACGCUACCAAUUGUCCCUAGCUUGAAAAUCUGCUGUAACGCCGCCAUGUCCCCAGAGGAGCUUAAGAACGCUUGCGAAAGUGUCAAGCAAUCCAUCCUUGCCUGUUGCAAAGAAACUAAUAAGUAA